Molecule: messenger RNA, 507 nt
Organism: Aegilops tauschii subsp. strangulata
Lineage: Eukaryota; Viridiplantae; Streptophyta; Magnoliopsida; Poales; Poaceae
Product: citrate-binding protein-like
Source: RefSeq, a predicted model, not a curated record
AUGCGGACAGCGAUAUGGUCAGUUGGCGACAGCGUCGGUACGUCAGUGCACACUAAAAGUGAAGCCCUCAACACCGCCACCCACACCAACCCCUGCUCUGAAGUCAGGCUCCGGGGCCACGACUACUGGUCCGGGGUGUGUCAGUUCGAGGGCUACGACUACGUGCCUGAGGGGGCGUCCGGCGUGUCGGUCAUGCAGAUUCACAACCAGGAGGGAGCCUCGCACUUGACGGUGCUGAUGUUGCACGUCUACGACGGCGUCCUGCGCUUCUACAGCGGGACGACGGUCGAGCCCGACAUCUACAAACGGUGGUUCCGCCUAAACGUGGUGCAUGACGUCCGGGCAUCCACAGUGGCCGUGUACGUCGACGGCGAGCACAAGUUCGGCACCAACGUGACCCCUAGCGAGUCCUACUACUUCAAGUUCGGGGUGUACAUGCAGCACCACGACCAGUCCAGCUGCAUGGAGUCACGGUGGAUGAACGUCACGCUCUACACUAAGCUAUGA